Messenger RNA from Enterobius vermicularis (human pinworm), 600 nucleotides. NCBI's taxonomy places the organism in Eukaryota, Metazoa, Nematoda, Chromadorea, Rhabditida, Oxyuridae. The record is from the annotation of a GenBank genome assembly.
UACAAUUACGAUCGGAUGCCAGUUGAUCUGUUGCCUGUAAAAGAUUUUAUUGGUCUCUGGGGAUUAACCAAGUUUGAACGUCUAAAACUUAGUUCUAACAAUCCGGAAUUUUAUCCACCAAAUUUAAUUGAUUUUGCAAUCAAUCCGGUUCCAAAAUUUGGUGCUCGAGCUUUGAACAUCACACAUUCAUACUUUGACGAAAAGAAAAACACAGUUCGAUCUGAAUAUGGUUUUUUGAUAGUGAAAAACCGGACUAAGGUUGAUCCUAGAGUUCAUAUUGGUUACUUAACGACAAGCAGUGAAGGUUAUUCAAUGAUGGAACAAGGAUUUGCCAAAGAGAAUAAGAUGUUCUUUCAUUUAAAACAAUUUCUACGUCGUAGUUUUGAAGUUGGACGAAAUGGUACUGAGUUAGACGUCAUAGAGGUUUGUUUUCAUCUUUUUUUGGAAAAUGUGCGCAGCGAAAAUGUUGUUGGAAAUCUUUGUUCACUGGAAAAAGUGUUAGAACUACGAGAGCCCCGCGUUCUGGAGCUAAGACUUAAAGCUGAAACGAACAGUGGGAUAGAAGGAUAUAGUGCCGAGUAUAAUAAAAUAAUGCCUUAA